This is a messenger RNA of Esox lucius (northern pike), 2360 nucleotides long. RefSeq names its product cyclin-dependent kinase inhibitor 1Bb (gene cdkn1bb). The record is from RefSeq and is a predicted model, not a curated record. The transcript is spliced from 3 exons. Lineage: Eukaryota; Metazoa; Chordata; Actinopteri; Esociformes; Esocidae. Gene Ontology annotation, biological process: negative regulation of cell population proliferation; G1/S transition of mitotic cell cycle; regulation of cell cycle. Gene Ontology annotation, cellular component: nucleus; cytoplasm. Gene Ontology annotation, molecular function: cyclin-dependent protein serine/threonine kinase inhibitor activity; protein-folding chaperone binding. Bases 316 to 885 code for a protein of 189 amino acids.
UCUACGCCAGUCAGCCUCUCCUCAAUCGCCAUAUUGGGUACUGAAGAGGUUUGUCUGUUAUUUCUUCUCCCUUACUACGAGACGAAAUUGACAGGAGUGGCUUCAGUUACCGCACUUUGUUUUGAUGAUCUGUCGAGAGUACUUUGCUCGCAUUGCCAUAUUGGAAGUCAACAUAUCAAUCCAGACCAUUGCAUGGCAUGCAUGCGUUUGUGUUGAUCAGUCAUUUUAUGCACGUUUUGGACCGCGGUGAAAAAACGAAAAAAUACGCAUUUUUUUUGUGUUCUAGCAAUUUGAAGGUUAUUUAAUUCUCGGAAAAUGUCAAAUGUUCGACUUUCAAAUGGGAGCCCGACAUUGGAAAGGACGGAUGCUCGUUUGUCAGAUCACCCCAAACCCACAGCCUGCAGGAACCUUUUUGGUUCGGUGGAUCAUGAAGAGUUAACGAGGGAUUUAAAGGGACAUUUGAAAGAGAUGGAAGAGGCUGCUGCAGCGAAAUGGAACUUCGAUUUUUCAAGUCACACACCGCUAUUGAACGGGAAAUACGAAUGGAAAAAAGUGGAUUCUAAAGACAUUCCAACUUUCUAUAACACACAACAACGGUCGGCGAAGGGAAUUUACCCUUCUGGGAAUAACAAUGUGGAUCUCAAUGGCAAUCAUAGUUGUGUGUUAGGAACUCCUCGGCAGCCAUCUGAAAACGCAGAGAGGUCCGAGACCCAAUUUGAGAAUAAAGAGCAGUGCACCGGCCAGAGAAAAAGACCUGCCUGCCACGACCCCUUGUCCCAAAAUAAAAGGUCCCACAGCAGUUCGGAUGAAGUUACUUGUUGCCCAGGCUUGAUGCGUUCUGUAGAACACACACCCAGGAAAACCAGUCCCAGGACUCAAACGUGAUGAUGACAAAGAGCUGAAGCUGUAUUUCCCCUUUUGUCAUCAAAAAUGUUGGUGUUUGGUGAUUUCUUUUUUCUUUUUUUUUUUUCGAAGAGGAACUACAAAUAAAAUGAAACAUAUCAAUUCUCCAUAAGGAUGGGGAUGCUGUGGAAGCACUGAAUAAAAACACUAAAGUUCUGGCACUCAAAGUUACUGCCUCUAAAAGCAGUUGAUGUAGCAGUGUGCAAUUAGGUUUUAUUUCCUUUUUUGCUCAUUUUUAUUUUUUUUACUACCUGUGUAUAUAUUUCUUUUCAUAUGUAGCACAUAAAAUGUAUUAUGAUUUUUAAAAUAAUCCUUUAUGUAAAAGGUGUGAAUUUGAUUUGACUUGAAGAAUUGCAGUGUAGUUUUGUUUCCAAAAUGCUGUUUUUGUUUAAGGCAGUGAGUAUUAAAUUAUAUACAACUUAAAAUCCUACUCCAUUAAAACAAUAUUAAGGAUUCAAUAAUUGUUACUCAUUACAGUAUCUUCAUAGGUCAUCUCUAUGUGAGGAGAGAGGGACGGUACAUAAUGUGUAGGCAUAUUAAAUUGUAAUUUUUCAGAUCAUUUAAGUUUCACAAGUGUGGUUUCUCAGCCACCCUGCAAAAAUAAGGCCUCAAAUAAUAAUUUUCUGUUAUAACUAAAAAAGUAGCAUGUUAAAUCAGUGGUUCUUUCUUGUAGUUUCUUGAAAGCAAAUAUUAAGGCCUAUUGAUCACUUAAUUUUUUGUUGUAUUUAUGUCUUCCUCACCAUUUUUGAAAAUUGUAGCCAAUGUCUUUUUCUGAAGUUAUGUGAGGUACUCAUUUUCUGAAGGAUAAGGUCUAUGUAAACAGUACUGUUAGUAUUAAGCAGCUUCAUCCUCUUCCAGACACAAUCAAGUGUAUGUGUUAGUUUAAUGGUUGUUAGAUUUUUUUAUUUUAUUUCAUGGGUAGAAUAAUGGCCUGCAACACCAAAUUCAUGGUGGUUUCAAUAUGGCUGUGUCGACGCUUUCACUAUGUCAGGUUGCCAUGACAUUGAAUGAUUAAGAUUUGUCCAUCAACCCCCUUUUCCUUUACAUCGUUAGACUGCUGAUAAGUAAAUGCGGCUUCUGAAAUAAAUUUAAUUUCAUCCACUUACAAUUAGCCUUUAUUGGGAGGCUAAGAAUUGUCUCAGAAAGCAGUCACUGCCUGUGUAUUUUGUGUAAAUCUUUGAAGUGUACCUGUGUACAUAACUUUGUAAAAACACUGAGAAAUUAUACUAACUUAUUUAUGUCAAGCUUUUUUUAUGUAGAAUAAAAUGGGUUUUUGAUUACGGUUAUCCAAAGUGACAUUUACAUUUAUAUUUUUUGUUUAAAAGCAUAUUUUUGUUAGUUUAUUUUUAUCAAGGUUGCAACCUGAGCCUGAUUAAAAUAUUUGAUGUGCAUUUUUAUUGUGUGAUAAGACAUUUUGCUAUCAAUUAAAGCAGAAAUGAAAUCUGAUUUACACUGUU